Messenger RNA from Pristis pectinata (smalltooth sawfish), 3207 nucleotides. It is a transcript of the gene cstf1, whose product is annotated as cleavage stimulation factor, 3' pre-RNA, subunit 1. Gene Ontology annotation, cellular component: mRNA cleavage stimulating factor complex. Gene Ontology annotation, molecular function: protein binding; RNA binding. NCBI's taxonomy places the organism in Eukaryota, Metazoa, Chordata, Chondrichthyes, Rhinopristiformes, Pristidae. The transcript is spliced from 6 exons. Bases 158 to 1453 code for a protein of 431 amino acids. The record is from RefSeq and is a predicted model, not a curated record. Gene Ontology annotation, biological process: mRNA 3'-end processing.
UGGUUUUGCAGCGAUGGGAAGAUGCGACCUGUCACCCUGCAGGAAUGAUUGACAGCGGCGGACUUCGGCCGUUGAGGGGGCUGUGCGCGUGACGUCAGCGCGCCGCAGCAGACGCUGCAGGCCUCGCGGUUAAUUAGAUGCAAGGGAGACACAAGAAAUGUAUCGACCCAAGGUUACCCUUAAGGAUCGGCAGCACCUUUACCGACUUAUUAUUGGCCAACUGCUUUAUGAUGGGUACAUGAACAUUGCAUCAAACCUUAUCAAUGAGAUCAAGCCACCAUCAGUUUGCUCACCCUCUGAGCAACUACUACAUCUUGCCAAGCUCGGAAUGGAGAAUGAUGACAAUACUGUUCAGUAUGCUAUUGGGCGCUCAGACACUGUGGCUCCUGGAACAGGCAUUGAUAUGGAAUUUGAUGCUGAUGUUCAGACUAUGUCCCCGGAAGCUGCUGAGUAUGAGACAUGCUAUGUGACAUCGCACAAAGGACCAUGUCGAGUUGCCACCUACAGCCGAGAUGGACAGCUGAUUGCUACAGGUUCUGCUGAUGCAUCCAUCAAGAUUCUGGAUACCGAGAGGAUGCUAGCAAAGAGUGCCAUGCCUAUUGAGGUGAUGAUGAAUGAGACAGCACAGCAAAACAUGGAGAACCAUCCUGUAAUCCGCACGCUAUAUGAUCAUGUGGAUGAGGUCACAUGCCUUGCUUUCCACCCCACAGAGCAGAUACUAGCAUCGGGGUCAAAGGACUACACACUGAAACUUUUUGAUUAUUCCAAACCUUCUGCCAAAAGGGCAUUCAAGUAUCUUCAGGAAGCGGAAAUGCUGCGCUCCAUCUCUUUUCAUCCUUCUGGAGAUUAUAUUCUUGUGGGAACACAGCAUCCCACUCUGCGAUUGUAUGAUGUCAACACCUUUCAGUGCUUCGUGUCGAGCAAUCCCCGUGAUCAGCAUAAAGAUGCCAUCUGUGCUGUGAGCUACAAUCCCAGUGCCAAUACAUAUGUCACUUGCAGUAAAGAUGGCAACAUCAAACUCUGGGACGGUGUAUCAAACCGCUGCAUCACAACUUACGAGAAAGCCCAUGACGGUGCGGAGGUGUGCUCCAUUAUGUUCUCAAGAAAUUCAAAGUAUGUUUUGUCAAGUGGAAAGGAUUCUAUUGUGAAACUAUGGGAAAUAUCAACUGGACGUACAAUGGUCAAAUAUACAGGAGCAGGAUUGAGCGGUAGACAAACACACCGUACCCAGGCAGUUUUCAACCACACUGAAGAUUACGUGCUUCUCCCUGAUGAAAGAACGAUUAGCCUUUGUUGCUGGGAUUCACGUACAGCUGAGCGCAAGAACCUCCUGUCUCUUGGUCACAACAAUAUUGUUCGCUGCAUCGUGCAUUCGCCUACCAAUCCUGGUUUCAUGACAUGCAGUGAUGACUUCAGGGCUAGAUUCUGGUAUAGAAGGUCUAGCACUGAUUGAUUGAGACAUUCAAAGGGAAAGGAAUGAGGAAGUAGAGAAGCUCACAACCUGGUUCCUAUACAUUGAGAAAAAGUUGGGAAGUUUGUAGGAAUUGAAGUUUUUUCAACUUGGUCAUCUCUCCUCUAUUGUGUUCUAAACUUUCGUCUAAAUUCAUGCUAAAAUAUGGUAUUACCCAGUUAGUUUUAAGGUGCCAUGCUGAUUGGCCUCCGCAAGUCAAUGGGCUGUUUGGCCCAUGUUGGUUUUAUUCACUUUAUUCCUGAAAGAGAGACAUCUUGCAACAUGAGGAAUGACAGGUUUGUGUUCUCAUGUUAUCUUCCUGCAAUUUAAACUAAAAAAAAUCCUAGCUUUGAGUCAUGGGACCAGUAAAGGUAUUUCAAUCUCAGAACUCAAGCCAUUGCUUUCAUCACUUAGAUGAUGCAACACCGAACUUUAACAUGCGAGGUUGAAGUUACUGGUGUGAAAGAUCACUAAAUUAGCCCAGAAUUCUUUCAGUUUAGGAUUUGGCAGAAAUUGAACUUUGUGUGUACUCCUGCUUUUUAAAUAUUUCUUGAUAUUAUUAGAUUGAAUUUAUUUUCCAAAAUAUUAAUCAUUGGCAUCUUGCCAUAGUGUCUGCUCUUUAUACGUAAACUGCAGGUUGAAUGUUGGCAGACAAUUUACUCAAGUGGGCAUCACAGUGAGAACAGCUGAGUUGAAAUUAGUGAAGCACCUUUGGGACCUUGUCGUUUACAGUUCACAAGACAUUGUCUUUACCGAGUGAGCUACUGGGGUAGACCUGUUUAAAAAAUAUGUAUCGGUCUGAUUCUUGAGUGAUAUUAACUCAUUGUCUCGCAUUACUACCCAAGCAUUUCACUCUAGUUUUGUAAAGUUCAAGUUGUUUCUCCUGACUGGACUUCUGUUUGGAAGGACAAAAUCUAUAAUUUGGGCAGCUAGAUAUUGAUGACUGUUUGAUUGGAUGUAGUAUGACAUUUGCCAUUGCCACAGUUGAAUAUUCUUGAAAUCCUAUUUACCUGUUAUAGCUGACCUGUAAUUUUCUUAUCUCAGUUUGUGAGGCAGUGGCCUGUUACUAUUUCAGGAUAAAGUUUUUCUUUCUCACCAAAACUAUCAUAGCAUGAAACCUGUUUAAAAUGGAAUGCCAUGUCCCUGAAAUUUACAAAAUGAGAGCAUGGAGCUUUUAAUUUGCUUUAGUAUUUCCAAACUGGUGGGUGUAAAUGCUAGUGUCAUGAAAUGAAUUUGGAUUAUCCGAAUGUAGGUCCUAAUAAGCUUGGACCUAGAGCAUAAAACUGCUACUAACUUAGUACAAAACUAAUAUUCUCUCUCAGAAUGAUUCAAGGCAAGUCAUGUGAAAGAUGAUGAGCAAAAAUAGCCUCUGUCCUUUCCUGUAUUUCACAUAUAGUCUGAGAAGAAUGUCACUAUUGAACAUAAAUUUAGGGUGAAUGCUGACUCUACACUUCCAUUUGCUUAAUGAUCAGUGUUGCUUAUAAGUCAGUAUUUACAUGUAAUCUCUACAUUCUUUUUGGAUGUUCUUGUCCCAGCUACCUUUUUGAUAUGUUUUAAGUCAAAGUUGGCAUCUAAUAGUCUAAAAAUUGAUCCUAUUUUCAUAUUAAUAAAGUCUUACAUUUAUAAUAUGCAAGAUCACUAUGAAGAUAGUUCAUUUUUCCUUGUGAUGUAUUUGUAGCCUAUCAGCCAUACAACGUUGUGGCUAUAUUGUUGGCAGCUUAAUAGUAAUGAAUAAACUUGAAACUGACUACUGUUUA